Messenger RNA from Racocetra persica, 530 nucleotides. The record is from the annotation of a GenBank genome assembly. NCBI's taxonomy places the organism in Eukaryota, Fungi, Glomeromycota, Glomeromycetes, Diversisporales, Gigasporaceae.
CCUUAUCAAUUCAUGACCUUUGUGAAACUAUAGUAAAUAGAUUAAAAAAUACUUAUAGUGAUCCUUUACCUUCUAAUAUUAAUAUUUCAUCAGAUGAAUGGAUUCAUCUGCAAUUUUGUCCAACAAAUUCUACUACAACGCAAACAAUGUAUUAUACUGGUCGAUUCAGUGUAAAAUUUAAAGUACAAAGUCAGAUGCUUCGAAAAAGUAGCAAAGAUGCACAUUACUGUGCUGCACUUUUUAGAUAUCUUAGAGAAUUUUCAUUGAAGUAUGACUUGAUAAGUUCCGAAUCUGAACUAUUAUUUAGAAUAUCAAAUACACUAGAUGACAUACACAAAAGAGCACAAGAAUCUAGUAAAUUAAAAUCUGAGUUAAAAGAAUGUAUUUCAGGUGUUAAAGAGAUAUUAAAUAGUCAAACUAAACGACUUCGAUUGAAAAAUAAUCAAUUUAAAUAUUUUUCGCUUGCAAACGAAGAAGCCAUUGCAGAGAUAUUUGAAGUGAAUAUAGCAUUUAUUAUUUUUAUUGCUUAA